AUGACAGCUGUAAAAACUCCUGUUGUUCGCUUUAAUGUUAAUCAACAAUGUCCUAUUCAGUAUGUUACUGUCUACGAUGAUCGUGCAGAAGUGACACGAAUUCUACGACAUCAUUUCGAUGUUGAAGGAACAUAUGACCUUGUGCUCGAUGGUUUUUCAAUAUUUGUGAAUGAAACAUCGAUGCAUGUCAGUGGUGGAACGGGAAAAGCAUGCACUAUUCUCGAAGUCUCGCAUCAAAUACGACAUGAAGAUAUCGCUCCGUCAUCGGAUUUGACAUCUCUUGAUAAUCUUCAAAGUCAACUUGAAAACGUGGAAACUGACCUAAAGAUGCAUCAGCGGGAAUUAACACGGCUCACAAAACAACGCGAAUGGCUUGAUGGACGUUCGACCAAAUUAAUGAACCAAGAUGGACCUUGCACAACCAAUGAUAUGGAAAAUAUACGGCAAUUUCUGGAGUUCUAUCACAAUACACUAUUGAAACUCGAUGAUGAUACAGUUCGCGAAGAAGAGGAAAUGAAGAAAUUGAAAUCUCGUCAAGAAGCUUUGAAAACUCAAAUUGAUCACCAUGGUGCUGCAGCCCAAGCGAGUCGAAGAAAGAUAUAUCCAGAAGUGACGAUCACAGUUCAUAUCACCAGUGGUGAACUUGAUGUGGCACUCGAAGUUUCCUAUUUGAUCAGCAACUGUUCUUGGAGUGCCAGUUACGACCUUCGUGUCAGUAGUGCUGAAGCAAAUCAACAGCAAACACAGUUAACGUAUUAUGGAAUUAUUGUAAGUAUUCGAAUUUCCAUUGAAUUUCAAAAAUGUGUCAUGAAUCUUGCUGAUGUUUAG
Rotaria sp. Silwood1 is the source of this 828-nucleotide messenger RNA. Lineage: Eukaryota; Metazoa; Rotifera; Eurotatoria; Philodinida; Philodinidae. The record is from the annotation of a GenBank genome assembly.